Molecule: messenger RNA, 6492 nt
Organism: Helicoverpa armigera (cotton bollworm)
Lineage: Eukaryota; Metazoa; Arthropoda; Insecta; Lepidoptera; Noctuidae
Product: probable lysine-specific demethylase 4B
Exons: 1
Coding region: 458-3160 (900 amino acids)
Biological process (GO): chromatin remodeling; regulation of gene expression
Cellular component (GO): chromatin; nucleus
Molecular function (GO): histone H3K9 demethylase activity
Source: RefSeq, a predicted model, not a curated record
AACCUCCACAAAAUAGGUUUAUUCACAAAUGUCAAAACUACGAUGCCGUUUUACCAACCUAGCGAAUCUAAUCUAAUCGUGGCCGGUGUUGCUAUUAAGUCGAAGCUUCGUAUGGUGAAAAAAAUCGUUUCUGGGUAAAACUCGAACAAGUUUCGUGUGUACGUGACCCAUAUUCGCUUAUGAAGCUUCUAUUAACUCGCGACUAUCGUGAAGGGAUUUUGUUGCAAGCGCAUCUCGAUCAAGUCGGCCAUUUUACUGAUAAUGUUUUCACAUCGUUACGAAAGGUUUAUCGUGUGUUUAUUAAUUCAAUUAACAAACUGAGGACUGUAUAAUAAUAUGUUGUGUCGUGUAAUUCAUCAAUAAAAUCCUGUGUACUUUGCGAAACAUGGUGUAACGUUGUCUCGUGUGAUGAAACUUUGUUGAUUGAUUUUUGGUGUUUGUGAUCAUAAAAAAGACCAUGUCGGUGCCUGGGGAUGAUGUUGGGGUGUCUUCCAACGGGAUGACGAUACAAGUGUUCCGCCCUACAUGGGAGGAAUUCAAGGAUUUCAACAAGUACAUUCAGUACAUGGAAUCUAAAGGGGCUCAUAAGGCAGGCCUCGCGAAAGUGAUUCCUCCGCCGGAGUGGGUCCCUCGCAAGUCGGGCUACGACCUCGAGCAGCUGAACGUGACGAUCCCGUCGCCUAUAUGCCAGGUAGUGACUGGCAAGCAAGGUUUGUUUCAACAAAUUAAUAUCCAGAAAAAAGCUAUGACCGUAAAGCAAUUCGCUGUGAUGGCGAACUCUGCUAAGUACUGUACCCCGCGACACACGAGCUACGAAGAUCUAGAGCGGAAAUAUUGGAAGAAUGUCACGUACGUUGCUCCUAUUUACGGAGCUGAUGUUAAUGGUAGCAUCACAGACCCUGAUGUUAAAGAAUGGAAUAUCAACAGCCUGGGAACUAUCCUCGACUUCGUAAACUCAGACUACGGCAUAGAAAUCGAUGGAGUCAACACCGCGUACCUGUACUUCGGUAUGUGGAAGACAACCUUUGCUUGGCAUACCGAGGACAUGGAUCUUUAUUCUAUAAACUAUCUCCACUUCGGCGACCCUAAGACAUGGUACUCAAUCCCACCCGAACAUGGCAAAAGAUUUGAAAGAAUAGCUUCAGGAUUCUUUCCGACGUCAGCCAAAACAUGCCAAGCGUUCUUGAGACACAAAAUGACGCUAAUAUCUCCACAAAUACUCAAACAAUAUUCAGUUCCUGUUAAUAAGAUUACUCAGGAAGCCGGUGAGAUUAUGAUUACAUUCCCAUAUGGAUACCAUGCAGGUUUUAACCAUGGGUUUAACUGUGCUGAGUCCACUAACUUUGCUGCUCCGAGAUGGGUGGAGUACGGGAAGAGAGCUACACAAUGUACCUGCAGUAAUGAUAUGGUGAAGAUUUCUAUGGACACCUUUGUUAAGCGUUUCCAGCCUGACCGUUAUGAGCUCUGGUUAAAGGGCCAGGACAUAGGGUGCCACCCAGAACAGCCUGAAAAAAUGGUUCCGGCACCUCAUCCAUCAGGCCAAGAUAUUCUAUGCAACAAGAACAACACAGAGCUCCCGGAAUCAUUUAUAGAAGCUGAGGAAGAAGGUCUUAGAAAGAAGAAAAGGCAUCCACUACAUUUGAAACGAGCGAUGGCCAGCAAAAGUAUAUCUGAAGGUGCCAUAGCGGUUUCCAUCUUAGGCCAUGAUGUUAUGGAUGACGAUGAAAUGACAAUGGCAGAAGGUGACUUAGACAUGAUGACUUCAAUGAAGAGACCAAUGAUGCCGCUACAGCCAGAUGAAAACCAACUCGAUGCAUUAGAAGAUAUUUGGCUGAAAGGAGAUGAGAUGGAUCCAUCUGAAGCGCAGCAACCAGAUGUAGGAUACAUGGAUUCGGACAGAGAUUCUGACUAUGGGGCACCAAAGAAUAAGAAAAGUUCCAAAACUAGGAAAAAGCGAAAGGACAGCAUCAAAAAGGAAGGUAAAGCAAAGGCAUUGAAAGAGAAAGAAGUUAAAGAUGAAGAUAACAAAGAUAGCAAACCUAAGGAAGGCACGGAAGAUAAAGAAACUGAGAAAGAUAAAGAAGUAGUUGAGAAAAAGAAAGCCACACCACAAAAGAGAGGUAAGAAGACUAAGACAAAGAAACUAUCAAAUGAAGAAGUCCAGACAAUGGCUGCUCUUGUCUCGAACUGGGAAUCUCCACCUCAUGUGGAAGAGGAGAUACCAAUCUUCAAAGCGGCACCUGUUACUAAUGAUCCACUAACUACAGGGCAAUCCACGGUUGCAACAACCCCUGGAGAACCAACACAACCAAUAACCAAAGUCCCUGCAGUCAAAAAGGAAACGAAGAAACGGAAAUCAACAAAAGCAGAUGGAGAGAAAGUUGAAAAGCCUAAGAAAGAGAGAGUUAAGAAGGAACCUAAGCCUAAACCUCUUGAUGGAGUUGUCAAAGAGAAGAAGCCUAGAAAACCUAGGACUCCUAAGAAGAGUACUUAUGAGUACAGUUCACCUGUCGCACCUGUUAUGGCAAAACCGUCACAGACAUACCAACCAUCUACAAUGACUAAACUGUCUUACAAACUUGCCGAUAUCCCCAUACCCACAACGUCAACAUCAACAUCCUUCUCAAUGCAAAAAACAGACCAAAACUCCACAACGCCACCGAAACCUGUGAAAACAUACUCUGCAAUACUUUUAGACCCAAGUUUGAGAGUACCAAAAGUUGUACCACCGAUAAACAAGAACCCUAGUGCAUUUGAAGAUGAAUUCCACCGGUUCAUGAGUAAGAAGAAAGAACCGUCACCGCAACAGGUUCCAACUCCUCGGAAAACAUCACCGACCAUACAGGCGCAGACCGGGAAAGUUGUGGUUGAGAGUAUUGAGCAACCACCACAUCAUACUCCUCAGCAGAGGGAAGACUGGUCAAUGCCUAUUGGGCAGUAUAAUGACUCUAUAUUCCUUAACACUCCCUUAGAUUAUAGGACGUACUCGAACAACCAGAGGCAUCAGCCCCCACCUAUGGAGAGAAAUCAGUGGAGGCCGGAGUAUUACCAACCUAACCCUAUGCAUAACAACCCUAUGCCUCCGAUGUACUCACAAAUGACAAAUAAUUACUACAGAAGCCCGUAUCAGUCACCAUGGCAAUAUGGCUACCAGAAAUAAGCAGUAUUUUAAAUUUAGAUUUUAGGCAAUGUCCACGAAUUUGUCUCUCUUAUGCAAUGUUUUGAAAUCUGGUUUAAAUAAAUACAAGAUAUACUAUGUUUGCAAAACAAGAUAUACUUAGUAUAUAUUUAUUUACAUAUAUAUGUACAGAAAAGUAUAUAUUAAUGAAUAAAUAGCUAUUUGACGGCAGCAAUAAAUUAAAUAGAAUUCUAAACACUGCAUAUAGGGGACUUCACUUAAUGCUUAUAUUGGAAGUUCUAUUUUGGGGAGAAAUAAGUUUAUACUAAUAUUAUUAUAAAGAAGAAACAUAUUUUUUGUUGGUUUGUAUUCAAAAGUUUUACUUUUACCGUACGGGCAGCAGUUACCACGGAACGCGGGUCAAAUACAGUUUGGUAAAAUUGAAAAUAUAUUCGCAAUUUAUUUUUAACAUCGAUUUUGCUGUCAUUUGAUUAUAAAAUAUUUGUCUCAAAGCAGAACUUCCAAUUUAAAUACGACUAGAAUAAUUUAUUUAUCUUUUAAAGUAAAAAAUCAUUAUAGAGUGAAAUACACCGUUCUUGUAAAUUUCAUUAGCCAUUUACUACGACUGAUUAAAAGCGGUUUAUUUAAGAUCAUAUGAGUUUUUUUAAGUUUGUAAAAUAUGUCUUAGGGUUUCCUACUUGCAGUAGUCUAAUUUUACACCCAAUGUGAGGUAAGUCAGUAAAUGCAAUUCAAGUAAAAUUGGUGGGGAAGAAAUUCUUGUGUAUAAAUAAGCAAAAUAUAAAUUAAUAAAAAGAAACGUUUGCUAAUGAGAGACAAAGUAAUGUUAAAAAGUAUUAUUCUAGUCUAAAUCGUCUUAUAAAUAAAAUGAUUUAAUAAAAAAAUGCUUCAUUGUUUUAUAGUGAGUUGGCGACCAUUAUUGUUAGUUUUCUGUGGGAACUGUUUCCAGCACCUAGAUAAAAAGUAGCCCAUAUUAUUAUGUUAUUCUUAUAAAUAAGCUGUAUUACUGCCAAGUUCCAUCACAAUUCUUUCAGACGUUUGCACAUUGAAGACUUAACAAAAACAUGCCUAAAGCACCUUUAUAAGUGUGAUUGAUAUAACUUCUGUUUUUCCAUUUUCUCAUUGAACAUUGGGUGUAAAAUUAGAAUGGAUGUAAGCACCUAGUUUUAGCCCGGCGGGUUGUAUGUCAAAUAUGGAAAUUCUAUCUAGAAUGACAGAGGCUGUCUUUUAAAUACUUUUGGCAGUUGUUACAGGUAGUCAGAAGCCAGAAACUCUGAUAACCAGUCUUAGGGAGUAUUGGGUUGCCCCGGUGACUGGGUUGAGGAGGUCAGAUAGGCAGUUGCUCCUUGUAAAACACUGGUACUCAGCUGCAUCCGGUUAGACUGGUAGCCAAACCCAACAUAUUUGGGACAAUGUUAGGCAGAUGAAUGACAGUCCACCAACAUCAAGGUAGGGAUUUUUAAAUUUGGUUUUUAAGCACCAAAAUUUUCAAAAAGCUAGUCAAGUGUAAUAUUUUAAGAUUGUCCUGAAAUUCAGGCAAUUAUUUAUCUGGUAAUACAGUAAAAAUUUUGACAUACAACCUGCUUAUUACAGCUUUAUUUUAGACUUAAUUAAUGUAAUUAUAAUGAAUAAGAAAUUAGUUUUAUUUUUUAUCCUAUCGUGAAUAUUGAAGUGAAAUAUUUGUUUUUAACCUGAGUUUUAGCUAUCACAAUCUGUCUCUUAUCGAAGUUUUAUCAAUAUUGAUUCAGAAGUUUUGGAUUUUACCUCAAUUAAUGUUUGAAUGUAUAGCUAAGUCGAUUUUAAUUUUGAAUUUGAAUUUUGUGUGUAGCAAAAAUGAGCGCACUUUCUGUAAAUAUGAUAUGUUUUAGAAAUAUUAAUCUAUUGGGGUAUAUUUACACUUAAUAGUGUGGUAUGACAAUCAGUAUCGAUAAACUGAAAACUGAAAAAAUAUCCCCGUGAUUAUUAAAAAAAAUAUAUGGUAAUAAGUUUGGUUACUCAAAAGAUUGCAAUAUACGCUUUUGUGAAGCUGUUUUAUUUUAAAAUUUAAUUAAUAAAUUAAUAUAAUGCUCUGCACAUUGUUUUGCGAGCUCAAAUAAUUGUAGGUAUUUAGAGAAUCUAUUUAUUACUAAAACUACUUCUUAUAGUUAGCUGCAGGUGUAAUCACCUAGCAAGCCCUAGUGUCAGGGUUUUCUCAAAUCCGCCUGACGGCCUCUGACGUGGAAUUGUAACGACGACUGCUACUGAGUAGCAUUCGGGGACGCUGCCCUGAAGAUUUUUUCUAUGUAUGUGUAAUGUGUAUGUACAUUUUACACACACAAGUGUAGCUCACGCGCUUUCUUGAGAUAAAACAUCUACACUUCUUAAGGUAUUUUUUAUUUAAUGCAAGUCAACUUGUCUACAAUAUUUGAGCUCGCAAACACUUGUGUUAGGAAACCGUGAGAUAUUUGUACUGUAUAUAAAGAUAGUCAUAUAAAUACUAAAGUAUAUUUGGACUUGAGGUCACUUUGUCUGCGUUAUAAAAAAUAUGUCCUGCUCUUGUUAGUAAAGAAGAAUUGUAUUUUGAAAUGUAGUUUCUAUCUUUAUCUUGAUAAUCAUAUUUCAAACUACCCGGCGAACUUCGUACCGCCUUUUCCUCAUUUGCUCACCGUUUAGACCUACCCUGGACUACGACAAACAUUUUAAAACCAAAAUCAGCUCAAUCGGCCCAACCGUUCUCGAGUUUUAAUCGGACUAACGAACAACAAUUCAUUUUUAUUUAUAUAGAAUAUUUUAAGUAUGGAUAUUAAUGAAUACUUAAUACAUUAUUUCGAUUUUUAUUUAAAGUACAGUCAAACGAAAAUGUGGUCUACCACUCAACGUGUAACAUUCAUUUGAACUUCAUGAAACAGCAAGGAUUGUCGACAGAAAAGUGGAACAAAGAUUAGGUACUCGUCUCAGAGCUGGUAGAGCACUUUCUUGGACGACUGUACUGCAGGACUCUUGCCAUCUGACGUAAAAAAGUAUGUGUUUAUGUGUAUAAAACUUUUACAUGACCAUUAUUGUCUAUGCAACAAAUGUAUAUUUCAUAGCUAAGAUUGUUUUAUUAACAUGACUUUCUCGUAAAACGAAAUGUUAAGACUAGUAAGAAUUAUAUGAACCAUAUAUUAUAAUGCUAUCACAUGUAAAACAGAAUCAAAAUUUAGUUAAUUAUCAUUUAUUGCGUUAAAGUUAUUUUUAAGAUCCCUUCGAGCAGGAAAUAGUUUUUGAGUGACUGGUAACCUCAAGUCUACCUGUUCACAGUAGAAUUGUAAUGAUAGCGUAUAAAUUAAAAUGCUGUUUCAAAAAUGAAGUUCUUUCAAUAAAAAUAAUGAUGAGCA